Molecule: messenger RNA, 4719 nt
Organism: Gregarina niphandrodes
Lineage: Eukaryota; Apicomplexa; Conoidasida; Eugregarinorida; Gregarinidae
Product: putative scavenger receptor
Exons: 1
Coding region: 1-4719 (1572 amino acids)
Cellular component (GO): membrane
Source: RefSeq, a predicted model, not a curated record
AUGGCGGUGCCGAAGCUGGGGAACGUGCUUUCAGGUUCCGUCAGUGUGGAGGGACGAAGUUGUAACAGUUCGUGGGGAUGUCGGACUGUGACUGUAAGUGAUGGGCACCGGUACUGGAAGCUGGACUGCGAAGGGUUGGUCAGCAAGCCCGGCGAGCAGAUUGACCUGGUGGUAUCGGGGGUUAAGCCGUACACCGUCACGCUCAUGACCGAUCCAGUACCUGAAGGGGAACAUGUGAGUCAGGGCUACAUCACCUUCCGGCUGGUUGGGCAUGAUGGGACUCGAACCAGCGAUCUCAGUCUCGCGAGCGGAACCAGAACCCCCGGCCUCAGCGUGUCGGCGCGCUUCUACGGUGCUGAUGUGGGCCAGAUAGACGCCAUCAAUGUUACCAACCACACCCCCAACGACCCUUGGCGGUUCAAGUAUCUUACCGUCAACUUCGACGGCGGUGGCGCCAAAUUCGUCGGCGGACCGUACGUCGGGACACCCUUCAGCAAAAGCGUCGUCUUCCGGAACGUCUACGUCACAGAUGACGGCUCCGCCUCUGCCGACGCCGCCGAGGUGCCCGUCGAGUGCCACACGCGAUUAGCCGACAUUGUGUCCGGUUCCGUGAACCUGCCGCUGGUGGUCAAGACGCGCUGCCCCGCCGGCUGCGACAGCUCGCCUCUGUCGCUCGUCAACGGCCUCAGUCUACACGCCUCCACCAGCAGCGUCUGCGCCAGCGCCGUCGCCGAUGGCACCAUUGGCGUCAGCGGCGGCACAGUUCUCCUGCAGCUCUACCCCUCCGACCACCGCGACCUGACCAGUCUCUAUACCAAAAUAGGCCUCCUCGACAUCCACGCCUACCGCGACGACCCCACCGACGACAGCACGUUCUACUUCACCACCGCGCGCAUCACUUCGCUCGACGACCUCGACUCGUCCAUCAGAAUCGUGGACGCCUUCCAGACUAGCUCGCAUACGGGUCGUCUGGAGUUGAGAGAAUCAAACGGCACUUGGGGCAGUGUCUGCAAGCAGGGCGAGACGGAGCAGUUCGGCCUGGAGGCAGCGAAAGUCGCCUGUCAGGAACUGGGGUUCCUCUGGGGGUCUUUGCUCACCGAGCAAUGCAGCGCGCUGAGUCUCUGUGGGCCCAAAACUCUACCCGUGGUUGCGGGGGGCAUUACGUGCAAGGGCGUUGAAGAUGGGGUGGGAAAGUGCGCUGUUCAAAAACCAGCACACGUGUGUGCGGACCAUAGCGAGGACGUGCUGGUGCACUGCACCGACGUCCCGCCUAACAUACGGCCCAGCCAAAGCGCUCUGAGGCUCAUAGACAGCUCCGGAGCGCCGGCAGUGCGGGGAAUUGGCCGAUUGGAAAUGUAUGUCGCGAAUCAGUGGACGACAAUCUGCAACGACAAAUGGUCGUCGGUGAACGCCGGGGUAGCCUGUCGCGACAUGGGGUACACGGGGGUGAAGGACAUUGUUUCGCUCACCACAGUUGCCUCAAGUCUCGGGACAGGACCAAGCAAAUCACGCCGCGCGGGCGCCGGCCGCGGCGGCGGAAGGGGUAAGGCAGAUUUGGAUGAAGACAUGUGCGCGUCGGUCAUGGGCUCCAACUACUGCGGCCGGACGGACCAGCGCAUCGGGGUGACCGAGGUUGCGUGCGAAGGAUCGGAGUUGAGGUUGCGAGACUGUGCCCUGAGUGCGCCAGAGGACGUAUACUGCGUGCACACGGAGGACGUUGUGGUGGGUUGUGACGGUCCCGGCGACCCUUCGGGUGUGGGUCUAUUUGCGGCCGACCAUGCGCCCAAGUUGCGUUAUAUACCGUUGAAGCCGACGCAGGCGAUCAAAUGUUCGGACAGCUUUGACUCGCUUUUCUCGAAGCUGGAACCGCUGCCUGGAGAGAUGUUUGUACUUCGGUGUCCCGCUGGGUGCACCCAGAGUGGUCAAGGAUCAGUCAUCGGGAGCAUUCUGUAUGACUGGCAGAGUUUGGUUUGCCUGGCAGCGGUUCACUCGGGCAUCAUCGACGACUCGGGCCAGGUCUUUGCAGCGGUCGCCGGCCACGGACAGUUCCAGUUCGUGGGCAAGGAGCAGAAUGGGCUUGUUAGCGAGGAAGGCGCAGCGGCUGACAACUCCUUCUACAUCGUGAAGAUGACGGCUGAUCUUACUGCGCGUAUGCCGCUUCAGACGAAGGACCUAUCUGUGUUGGGCGGCGGUGGCAAAUCGAUGCUCUCCGACAAAUUUGUACUUGAGAGAGAAAAUAACAAACGCACUUUGACAACCGACAACGUAGGAGACGGUGGCAGCACCCUUGGUGCUCAAUCAGCAGGACCGAUCUCCUUUCUGCAGACCGGUGCGUCAGGUACUGCGGCGACAGGUACGGCGGCGGCAAGUGGUAUGACGAGUACAAAGAGGAGUCGGCAGCAGGUCCCGGUGCCGUUGGUGGCUUUUUGCAAUGAGGACACGUCGGUGAAGUUUGAUGGGUCUUCGAAGGCGCAGGUCACGAUGAAUGAGCUGCCGGGCGGGCAGUCCUUGUCUUCGUUGUACUCCUUCACGGUGGCACUUCGAUUUAAGCCCGACGCGGACGCUAACAGUGGAUGGAGGAGCAUCGUGAGCUACUCAGAGUGCGACGGGUUUAAUAUCGUUCUCAGUCCUGAGGGGGAGUUGGUGUUUGAGCAGCUGUGUUCGCCGUUGGUGGUGCCUACUCAGAUAUUCCCGGACCCGGCCAAGUGGAGUACAGUCAGCGUUGUAUACAACCAUGAGUACAGCGCGUUGACGAUACUCGAUGGGACCAAGAUUGUUGCCCGAGAAAGCGUGGGCAGCAAUGUGUUCCGCUGGAACUCCUUGUUGAAGCUGGGCGAGUCCUCGACUCUGGAGUAUGAACCGUUUACAGGGUCUAUAUCUCAUGUUCUCAUCUUUAACACUGCUCUGCUCGAUGGCAAGGAAGACGUGAGUGCGAUCGACAUGGUCAACAACAGGCUAGGCGAUAUAUGCAGAAGGCUGCAAGCUACCCAGGCUGUGCCGAACUAUUCAGACGUGGACUAUAAAUUGUGUAUAUCUGAGUGCGCCAAGUCGACAAAUUCCAGGAUUAGGAAGAAGAUGUCGAGAAUACAGCUAGCAAGGGCACCCGCCAUUCCCGUCGAGUGCACGAGUACUCUUGAUAACACGGUAGCCCUCUCAGGCAAAAUGAAUGGAAUGGUUGAGGUGCUGUGCCCUCUCAACUGCUUUAGCAACCAAACACUGGGUGGCAGCAACACCGGGGUGAACGAGCUUGGCGGACUCCUGACUUCGGCCUCCAAGCCCGACGCUUUCCCUGGCAGCUAUAGAAUCUGCAGUGCCGCAGCCGUUCUUGGCUUUAUUCCUACAGAGAAGACACAGAGGCUCCAGCUAUCUAUUCUCCCGGGGAAACUCAACUACCUACCCUCUGCCACUUCCAUGUCGCCGCAAGAUUCUAUAGAGCUCAGAAACCUUGCGUCCAUGAAAGAUAUCAGAUCAUUCACUAUCACUGCCCUUACCGAGCCCCAGACCAUUCCGUGUAGGGCAACAGCGGAAUUUCUGGUAUUUCAGCCUGUCGGACACGCGCGUUUGCUAAGAUGUCCCAAAGGCUGCCAAGGUAGCAAACUCGACCAGAAAGGCCCCGUUCCCCCACCGCAAAGUCCCUUGAUUGAGUCUGCCCGAACAAAGGACGAUUCCCUCUUUAUUGACGUUCUGAGCUACGCCCCGAGCUUCGUCCAAAACGACGAAGAGACCGAAAGCGCUAAGGGAUUGCUGACCAUUAGAGACCCGUCAGUUCCGAUUUGUGAGUUGGCAGUGGACUUAGGAUUAUUGACGCCGACCACUGCAAGUGACGUGCUGGUAUAUGUUGCGGCAAAAACUGAGGCGAGCUUCAUCAGCACACCCACCGACCUUCAGUUACCGAAUUUACCCACAGCUCAGGAUUGGUUGGCCUCGAAAAGACCGGCAGCGGCGUCGUCGGACGGGUCUUUAAUUACCUACAGUUCUGUUACCGACCUUAUGAAUGAGGACAUACUCUUUGGGGGCUCAGAGCAUAUCCACUCUCGUCGGCCUUCCGAAGGUUUGUUGUCUGCCUCGUUUGAACAUGACGGUAACACAGGUGUCAAGACAGGUGUCAAGACAGGUGUUAGCACUGAGUGGUUUGAUGGCCAAGAUGUCAAUGGAGUGUUUACUAGUGUUGAUAGUGAGUGGACAGAAGCUAGGUCUCCGUCAAGAGGCUAUGGUAUUCUACCAUUGUUCUCAUCAAUCAGGUGCGCAGAUUCCCGUAUUGGAGAUCUUCCAAUCGGCAUGAACCUUAGCAGCAAAACGGCGGACCGCUCCCCGGUUGGAGAGAACGCCAGCGGCGUUAUGUUCUUGCCAGAAUCCGACUUGAUGGAGAACUAUCAUUGUGAUGGAGCAUCCGAGAUAUCAGGACGUAUUGCUACCCUUCCCGGUUACGUUAAAAUACCGGCCUUGGGCGUCGUGGUUAGUUUUAACGAAGAGGGUUGCUUUAUUGGCAAGUCAGCCGCCCACACCCGUGAGCCAGAAGGAGACAUUUUACCUCGAAGGUUCCAGCUUCAGGUUUCAUACGAGAGACUUCAAGGGAGUGUAGAAGACGGCGAAGGCACCAUGACACCUUGCUACAGUCACUUCGAUGAUUUGGACGACCUCAAGGACCUUGACGAAGAUCCAUACAGUUAUAAACUGUACGGGUCAUUCCAGAAUGUGCUCAUUCAGAGAGUACAAUGA